AUGUCCAACAUACUAGCAAAAACCGGUCUUAAAUCUUUAUCUCAAAAAUUCAACAGGUUUUCACUUAAGGUUACAGUGAAUCCAGUACCCUCAGUGUACGGAAAAAUCCACUUUGAGAGUUCAAACUUAGUUAGGCAGCUUCACAAUACUCCAAAAAUGAGUGCUUCAAUGCUCAACGGCAACCUCUGGGACACAGACCCUGAGCUUUUUGGCAUAAUCAAAAACGAGAAGGAGCGCCAGCGGGCUGGACUUGAAAUGAUUGCAUCUGAAAACUUCACAUCUUUAUCGGUCCUACAAUGUCUGAGCACAUGUCUACACAAUAAGUAUUCAGAGGGAAUGCCCAACCAAAGGUAUUAUGGAGGCAAUGAAUACAUUGAUGAAAUAGAAAUUUUAGCCCAGAAGAGAUCUCUUGAAGCUUACAAAUUAAAUUCAGAAGAAUGGGGUGUCAAUGUGCAGCCAUACUCAGGAUCACCAGCUAACUUUGCAGUGUACACUGGUAUUGUAGAACCCCAUGGCAGAAUAAUGGGCUUAGAUCUUCCAGAUGGUGGUCAUCUUACCCAUGGAUUCUUUACUGCAACCAAAAAAAUCUCUGCAACUUCCAUCUUCUUUGAAAGCAUGCCAUACAAAGUGGACCCAAAAACCGGUUUAAUUGACUAUGAAAAACUUGCGGAGACGGCCAAGCUGUUUAAACCACGUCUGAUCAUAGCUGGCAUGAGUUGCUAUUCAAGGUGUUUCGACUACAAGCGGUUUCGGCAGAUAGCCGACGAAAACGGGUCAUAUCUGAUGGCAGAUAUGGCGCAUAUCUCUGGACUAGUUGCUGCAGGUGUUAUUCCCAGUCCCUUUGAAUACUGUGAUAUUGUUACGACUACCACCCAUAAGACACUCCGUGGUCCUCGUGCUGGUGUUGUUUUCUUCCGCAAAGGCGUGCGCUCAGUGAAAGCUAACGGUACAAAGGUUAUGUAUGACUUCGAGAGCAAGAUAAACCAAGCUGUGUUCCCGGGACUCCAGGGCGGUCCACAUAAUCAUGCUAUUGCUGCUAUCGCAACAGCUAUGAAACAAGCCACCACUCCCGAAUUCGUCGAAUAUCAAAAACAGGUUGUAAAGAAUGCCGCUCGCCUAUGCGAAGGCCUAAAGUCACGUGGCUAUGACAUCGCAACAGGCGGCACGGAAGUCCACUUGAUCCUAGUCGACAUGCGCAGUGCUGGUCUCACCGGGGCUCCUGCAGAACGUAUCCUGGAACUGUGUAGCAUCGCUUGUAACAAGAACACAGUGCCUGGCGAUAAAAGCGCGUUGAACCCCAGCGGUAUUAGGCUUGGUACUCCCGCGCUUACAACCAGAGGGCUCAAGGAGGCGGACAUUGACAGAGUGGUUGACUACAUCGACAAAGCGCUUAAAAUUGCGAAAGAGAUUACGAAGCUAUCAGGUCCUAAAUUAACUGAUUUUAAUAAAACUAUAGAACAAAGUGACGAUUUCAAAUCAAAAAUUAAUAAUCUCAAAGAAGAAAUCGAAAACUACAGCAGGGCAUUCCCAUUACCUGGAUUUGAAAUGUACUAA
Molecule: messenger RNA, 1554 nt
Organism: Arctia plantaginis
Lineage: Eukaryota; Metazoa; Arthropoda; Insecta; Lepidoptera; Erebidae
Source: the annotation of a GenBank genome assembly